This is a messenger RNA of Tupaia belangeri chinensis (Chinese tree shrew), 1328 nucleotides long. RefSeq names its product ubiquitin conjugating enzyme E2 QL1 (gene UBE2QL1). The record is from RefSeq and is a predicted model, not a curated record. NCBI's taxonomy places the organism in Eukaryota, Metazoa, Chordata, Mammalia, Scandentia, Tupaiidae.
GGACGUAUCUGUAGAAAAGCCGGCAAAUCGAAAAAGUCCUUCAGUCGCAAGGAGGCUGAAGCCACCUUUAAGAGUUUGGUGAAGACUCAUGAAAAAUAUGGUUGGGUCACCCCGCCCGUCUCUGAUGGCUGAUGUUUGCGACGUGCAUUAGACGCUCGCGCCGCCUGUCCUCACACCCCGGCACCCUGACAUCUCCUCCUCCACGCUGUGCAUCCUCCACCCUUCUGUACUCCAGCCGGAACUGCACCCUGAAUGCCAAGGAGACGUUUAAGUUAUUUAUGAACAGAUGUGUUUACAGAGAGAGGACGCAGACGCCGUUCAGGGCCAGGUUUCGGUUAGAAGUGACUGACCUUCUCCACGUCGCUCUAGAACACAUGUGGAGAUGGAGAGGUUCCUGGCCCGCCUACCCCUCCGCCCACCCCGUCUCACUGCCCUUAGCUUCUGUCCAUGACAGCAGCUCCGAUGAGCCGGCAGGACACUCGGCCGCUCCCUCCGUUCGGUGCGAACGGCGCUGCCCAUGUGAUGAGAUCGCCGAGCGCCCCACGCCGCAGCUCCGUUCGCUGUGCUCUGUCCCUCUCUACCUGGCAGGUCGACGUAACCUGAAGACGUGUCUCUCUGUGGCCCGUGGUCUGCUGUGACGACAUUUAGGCCUCAUCCGUGCUAUGACUUUUGGCUCAUGGAAACACAGUUCACAUUGCCAGGUUCUAGCGACUGAAAACUACAACUGCCCACUCGGUUGAAACGUGCUCUCUCUGCUGAUUUCAUGGUGUGCUGCUGUCCACAGAUCAACCAGUGCCAUUAGACUAAAGGUGGGGACAUGGGGCCACCGGGGCGGAGCACGGUGCACCUGCGCGUGAGCCGACAGUCUGUGCCAGCCUCGGGAAGUGCCCACCGCAGGGCGUUCGUGCUCCUCUCUUCUCUCCACCACCGGAAGCUAAAGACAAUGUCCCAUUUGCCGCGGCCAUCUGACUCAUCUCACUCUCCGUGCUAGUGACAGGGAAGGCCAGAACUGCCAGAGGACACCAAGUGACCGUACGAUGAUUUGCAUGACCGGGUCUGUUCCUUCACCCAGUAGUCACUCGCGUGUCCCCCGAGGUCGGGAUGCUGUGUCACUUCCUGUUAUUUAAUCUCCUCACACUUUCAUUUUUCCCUCUGUUAAGUUACAUAGAACUUUCUAAGAAACUCCAUGAAAUGAGGAACUACUGUUUAUAAUAAUCUGCGGAAGGAGGUAAAAUGUUCAUUCCAAGUGGAAAAUCUUAUUGGACACAUUUUAAAUAAAAUCAUGCAUACCAGAUACACUGCCUCGAGGACCGAGUCAUUAUGGGCUC